Nakaseomyces glabratus is the source of this 1941-nucleotide messenger RNA. RefSeq names its product Hsp70 family ATPase SSQ1 (gene SSQ1). NCBI's taxonomy places the organism in Eukaryota, Fungi, Ascomycota, Saccharomycetes, Saccharomycetales, Saccharomycetaceae. The record is from RefSeq and is a predicted model, not a curated record. Gene Ontology annotation, molecular function: ATP binding; ATP-dependent protein folding chaperone. Gene Ontology annotation, cellular component: mitochondrion; cytoplasm.
AUGUUGAGAUUGAGUCGGAGGCAAUUUCUGCCGAGGUCGAUAAGAAAGUUGUCUACCAAAGUCAUAGGUAUAGACCUGGGUACUACCAAUAGUGCUGUUGCAUAUAUAAGUGAUUCAAACAAUAAGAAAUCAGCAAAGAUCAUUGAGAAUGAAGAGGGACAACGGACCACACCAUCGACAGUUGCCUAUGACAAAGAUGGUAAAGUAAUUGUAGGUCAAAGAGCUAAGCGACAAUCUAUUCUAAACCCUGAUAAUACAUUCUAUGCUACUAAAAGACUUAUUGGUAGGUUAUACGAGGAUGAUGAAGUUACCAGGGACAAGAAGAACAUGCCAUAUGCUAUAGUUCGGUCUCCCACCAACGGGCAAGCGUAUGUUGCGUUGAAAGACGGUACACAGAAGUCACCAAGUGAGAUUGCAUCAGAAGUAUUAAAAUACUUGAAACACUGUGCUGAAGACUACCUAAAUACCGAAGGGGGCAUAGAAAAAGCAGUCAUUACUGUACCUGCCUAUUUCAACGAUGGUCAAAGACAAGCUACUAAAGAGGCAGGGAAACUAGCAGGCCUAGAUGUCUUAAGGGUAGUAAAUGAGCCUACUGCAGCUGCAUUGAGUUUUGGAAUUGAUGAGAAGCAGAAUAAUGGUAUGAUUGCUGUUUAUGACCUUGGAGGUGGUACUUUUGACAUUUCUGUUUUAGACAUUGAAGAUGGUGUCUUUGAAGUGCGAGCAACUAACGGUGAUACACACCUGGGUGGAGAAGACUUUGACAAUGUUGUUGUCGAUCAUCUUCUAGAGCAAUUUGUGAAAGGUGCUAAAGCUGUUUCCAGACAGGAUGUCCUGAAAAACCGGGAAGCAAUGCAGAGGUUAAAGGAUGCUGCCGAAAAGGCGAAGAUUGAUUUAUCACAUGUGAAGGAGACUAGUAUUAGCAUUCCAUUUUUCUUUAAUUCUGAGCAUCUCAAUGUAAAGAUCACAGAGGAUGAGUUGGAUUCUAUGACCAUGCAUUUGAUCGAGAGAACUGUAGAGCCGGUUGAGAGCGCUUUGAGAGACGCUGAUAUUGAGCCUGAGGAUAUCGAUGACGUAAUACUAGUUGGAGGUAUGACUAGGAUGCCUAGAAUAAGAAAGCUUGUUGAGGAUAUUUUUGGCAAGAAACCUAAUGUUAGCGUUAAUCCUGAUGAGACAGUUGCACUUGGGGCAGCUAUUCAGGCUGGUGUGUUAAGUGGUGAGAUCAAGAACGUGCUACUAUUAGAUGUGACGCCGUUGACUUUGGGUAUUGAGACAUUUGGUGGGGCUUUUUCCCCAUUGAUUCCAAGAAACACCACAGUUCCAGUGAAGAAGACUGAAGUUUUCAGUACUGGGGUGGAUGGCCAAACUGGUGUUGAUAUCAAGGUGUAUCAAGGUGAGAGAGGGUUGGUCAAGGAUAAUACUAUGAUUGGUGAUUUCAAGUUGACCGGCAUCAAGCCUAUGAAAAAGGGUGUUCCGCAGAUAUGUGUGACAUUUGAUAUUGAUGCUGAUGGCAUCAUCAAUGUCAGCGCUAUGGAGAAGAGCAGUGGCAAGAAUGAGAGUAUCAAAGUUGUGCCUCGUUCGGGCAUGUCUGAGGAGGAGAUCCAGAAGAUCAUUGAGGAUGCGAAUAGGAACCGCGAGUUGGACAACAAGAUAAGGACGAAGAUCGAGCUGCUGAACAAGUGUGACAUCAUGCUUAGCGACACGGCAUCUGUCUUUGAGCAAUAUCGGGACACAUUGGAGAGGAAUGUGAAGGAGCACAAUCGCGAACAAGAUCUUGUUGAUAUAGUGCAAGAGGUCAAUGAUCUCAAGGGCAUUGUAGAUGAGAUCAAGAAGAUGGAUAGCGAUAAGAUCCUAGAGGUAGAUGUCGACUCUCUGAAGAAGGAUGUUGAUGCCCUGCAAGGUAGGUCGCUAAAGGUGUUUCAAGAGCUCAUGGCCAAGAAGUAG